This is a messenger RNA of Syngnathus typhle (broad-nosed pipefish), 3122 nucleotides long. It is a transcript of the gene ntng2b, whose product is annotated as netrin g2b. The coding region runs from base 622 to 2277 and encodes 551 amino acids. The transcript is spliced from 8 exons. Lineage: Eukaryota; Metazoa; Chordata; Actinopteri; Syngnathiformes; Syngnathidae. The record is from RefSeq and is a predicted model, not a curated record.
AGAGAGAGAGAGGGAGAGAGAGAGCAAGGGAGGGAGGGAGGCAAACGAACAAACAAGCGAGCGCCCUUCAGCAUCCCGCGUGAAGCUCGUAAAGUGAGCAAGAGGAGGAGAAAGAAGAGGAGCGAGAGAGAGAGAGAGAGAGAGAGAGAGAGAGAUAGGGAGGGAGAGAGGAGGACGACAGGCGAGCCUUUCCCUCAAAGUCAACAUUUUCUACUUUUGAUACUCCUUUCUGGCGCCGCACCCUCCAUGACGUCCUCGCAAAGCUCAUUUUUAAUUUUCACUUGGAUUUCGCCUCUUCACGACGGGCAGGAGAGGCGAGAGCGGAUGAUCGGCGCCGGUCCCGCCAAGAGAGGGGAGGACGGCCAGCGUCCCGCGGAUGCACGCUGCCACUAGACAAUCCGGAGGUCCGGAUCAAGCCGGAGGAGAAGCGCCCCCGCCCGCGGCGGACGUGAGGCGCGGAUCUGCGUGAGCGGCACUAUGCUCACAGCGCACGCCCGGGUCAUUCCCCAAAAGCUGCUCCAGGAAGUCCGAGCCAGAAAGGAAACCCGUCCCGGAUCCCCCCCCAGUCGCUUCGUGGUCGUCGGCCAGUGAAAGUCAGCCGAGGAUGCCCCAGGUCUCCCUAUGAUCGGCGCCCCAUGCGCGUCGGCCCUCCGCCUCGCCCUGCCCGCCCGCCGCCCCGCCAUGCUUCUUCGGGUCGCGCUCCUGCUGCUGCACUGCUGGGCCUCCGCGCUGGGGCGCCAGUACGAACUGUGCAAGUCCCUGGUGAGCACGGAUGACGGCUCCGUGUGGGAGCACUACGCGUGCCAGCCUCGCGCCGAGUCCAUGAAGGACUACAUGAGGAUCAAGGUGGAACCGGCCGGCAUUACCUGCGGGAACCCGCCCGAGAAGUUCUGCACCCUGGAGAACCCGUACCUGUGCAGCGACGAGUGCGACGCCUCCAACCCCGACUUGGCGCACCCCCCUCAGCUCAUGCAGGACCGCGAACGCAACGGCCUGCUGACCUACUGGCAGACGGUGACCUGGAGGCGCCACCCGGAGCCCCUGCUGGCCAACAUCUCCAUGUCGUGGAACAAGAGCCUGGAGCUCACCGACGACAUCCACGUCACCUUCGAGUACGGCCGGCCCACCGUCAUGAUUUUGGACAAGUCGCUGGACCACGGCCAGUCAUGGCAGGCGUACCAGUACUACGCCGACGACUGCCUGGAAAACUUCAACAUGCCGGCCAAGCGCGUGCACGACCUGACGCCCGCCAACGUCACCCGCGUCAUCUGCACCGAGCAGUACUCGCGCUGGGUGGGCUCCAAGAGCAACAAGAACGUCACGCUGGAGGUACGGGCGCGCUUCGCCGUCUUCGCCGGCUCGCGGCUGCACAACAUGGACAGCCUGUACACGCGCAUGGAGAGCAUGAAGGGACUGAAGGACUUCUUCACCUUCACCAACCUCAGGCUGAGGCUCCUCAGGCCCGCCCUUGGGGGCACGUACGUGCAGCGGGACAAUCUGCACAAGUACUUCUACGCCAUCUCCAACAUCGAGGUGCCUGCCAGGUGCAAGUGCAACCUGCACGCCUCACAGUGCCUGCUGCAGGAGGGCAACCUGCAGUGCCAGUGUGAGCACAACACCACAGGCCAGGACUGCCAGCGCUGCAAGAAGGGCUUCAAGGCCAAGUCGUGGAAGGCCGGCUCCUACCUGCCCACGCCCAACGGGACCCCCAACACCUGUACGCUUGCUGGUUCGCCCUCCGGUUCUAACUGUGAAUGCUACGGCCACUCCAACCGCUGCACCUACCUCGACUUCCUGAAAAUUGUCACGUGCGUCACCUGCAAACACAACACCAGGGGCCAGAACUGCCAACACUGCAGACUGGGAUACUUCCGCAACGCCUCUGCUGAGCUGGACGACGAGAAUGUCUGCAUCGAGUGCAACUGCAACCAGAUGGGUUCCGUCCACGACCGUUGCAACGGAACGGGCUUCUGCCAGUGCAAGGACGGCGCCACCGGGGCCAAGUGUGACGAGUGCCUGCCGGGAUACUACUGGAAACAAGGCUGUUACCCCAACGUGUGUGACGAGGAGAUGCUCUUGUGCCAGAACGGCGGAACGUGCUACCAGAACCAGAAGUGCGCCUGCGCCCCCGACUUCAAGGGGGUGCUGUGCCAACAGCCGCGCUGCGAGGCGGGCAAGGACUGCAACGGUGCCACCGCGUGGCAGCCCUCCGCCGCCACCCUGCUACUUUGCACUCUGCUCGCUCGCCUGCUAGCCACGCCACCGCCGCCCCACUGAACCGCUGCCGCCGCCGCCGCCGCCGCCGCCGCACGCAACCGACGAGUGUCUGUACACUGCUCUCGGAAAGUUGGAGAUAUUUGACUUGAUCGUUGGGAUUUUAUGUUGAACUAAAAAUGCGCCGGAACCUAAAGAGGGGGAACUUAGUUUGCGUGUCUCCAGACUUCUGCCUUUGAGUGUCAUCAAUAAAAAAUAAUGGAAUAUGGGCUAACAAACCACAUCAAGGCUCCUGUAGAACACUACCAAAGUCCUCUUUAGGGCCCAAAGCAAGAUCUUCAUGUGGGUCAGCUCAGGGCUGGAAAGAUUCAAGUACAUUUUGGGCUCAUCCAGAAAUUUAACCCUAAAGCCAAAUAUCCCCAAAUUUUGAUUAAUUGUGUGUACACGAGUGUGCGACCGCAGCACUCACGCCCCCCCUCACACACACACACACAAACCCACUAACACACACCUUACAGGACUGACAGAGUGUGUGCUCAGGUGCCAGAUGGACAAAAAGAUGACAAUGACCAACGCGAAGGUGAAAGAGACAAAAAGAUAUAUUAUAUAUAGAGAUAUAUAGAUGACAUAUAAUCCUAGCAACCACUGUUCCCUUUAUUCCUGAGCAGGAGCAAUGUGCAUCAAACCAAAAAAAAAGAAUUAAAAAUAGCAGAAUCACUUAAAUCACCACUGAUUCACAUGAAAAUGGAAUGGCUGUCAACACGUUUUUUUUUUUGUUUGUUUGUUUUUUGGUGGGAGGGACUUGCGAUCCCUGUGCCGAAGCCUACGCGCUCUGUAAGAACCGGGUUUCAUUUCUUGUCAAAAAAAAACAAAAAAAAAAACAGCGCCAACACAGACUUGUACUCUUU